Molecule: messenger RNA, 396 nt
Organism: Angiostrongylus costaricensis
Lineage: Eukaryota; Metazoa; Nematoda; Chromadorea; Rhabditida; Metastrongylidae
Source: the annotation of a GenBank genome assembly
AUGAACCGGAAGGACGAAUGCCUCACUAUCAUGCGUGACCUGGCGUGUCUACGUGUCUGUCUGCGUGUCGACGUAACACGCGUCCUAACAGCGUACGUGAUGAAGUCCUUUGACGUCAUGGCUCUCUAUACAAACGUGCCGAAUAAUUCCACUCUGCAAGCCAUCCUCGAACACCUUAUACAACACAAAGGAGCAGUAAACGUAUAUUUUCUCGAUUCAACAGUUGACGAUCCCUGCUCAAUCUUCAGAUGGUGCGGAAAACAGUGCGCACAAAUGGAAGGUUUGGCAAUGGGACAGUGGCUGGCACGAUUCAUUGUCACUACAUUUAUGUCUAAGGUGGAAGCACCAGAAAACGAUCUCCGGUCGUUACUUUACUGCAGGUGUAUAAAUGAUUGA